Rotaria socialis is the source of this 1206-nucleotide messenger RNA. The record is from the annotation of a GenBank genome assembly. Lineage: Eukaryota; Metazoa; Rotifera; Eurotatoria; Philodinida; Philodinidae.
AUGACUUCACCUCGUCGACAACAACAAGUGCCUGAACUAGAAACAGCAACAUUACAUAUGUCUAUAUCACCGCGAACAACACCCGUCGAUUGGAAAUUACGUUAUGAAACAUUACACUUUGAACAUCAACUUGAAAUAGAACGUGUACGUCUGCAUUAUGAACAUGAACUUAAAGAUAAAAUCACAGAAAUGAGAAUACAAUUGAAGCGUGAAUAUGAACAUCAAUUUGCUGGAUUUCGAGCCCGUUUACAUGAACAACAACAACAGCAGCAGCAAUACUUACUUAAUUUAAGUUCAAGUAGUCUUGGUAUUGAUCAAAGUAUAGGUGAAAAAGUUCGAGAACAAGUACGUCUUGCUCAAGAAUAUGAAAGUUUUGAUGAUGAACGUCGACAAAUAUUAUUACAACAGUCAACUGAUAAUGAUGAGUUGAAACGGCUUAUUAAUAAAUUACACACUGAAGGUGUACAUGUAUUAACAUUAAGUGAACUUCUCUCUUUGCGAUUAAAUGGUGUUAAUAUUAGUACAACAGAAGAUUCGAUACGUUCAUUACAAAAGUUAAACGAAGAAAAUUCAUUUCUUCGUUCACUUAUUGGCAAUAUGAAUACCAAUGAGUCAAGUAAUAAAUUAAUAAAAUGUAUUGCCGAUGUAUUUCGUUGUGAACAAGAACGCCGUUUAAUACAAAUUCGUCAGCAUCCAAAUUUUACACAACUUGAACAAGAAAUUCAUGAUAUGUGUAAGUAUCAACGGGAUGCAUUAGCAAAAUUUUUCUCUGAAGAUCGUCUAUUAUUGAUCAAUGAACUUGAACAAACAAAAGAACAAUUGAAUUAUUUAAAAGUUAAAUUUGAACAAUUAAAACAAACACAAAAUCAAACCACAUCAACUAAAUUUUAUUCUAAAUAUUUACGUUGUGAUAAUUAUCGAAAAGCAUUAAUAUAUCAAAAACGUUAUUUACUUGUUUUAUUAACUGGCUAUGAAGACACAGAAACUUAUGCAUUAAAUGAAAUUCGACGUUUAACUGGUGACACAAGACAUAGUUCAUAUCCGUAUAAUUACGAUAAAAUGAAACUUAUUCGUCGACAACCAUUUCAACGACGUUUUACUGACUAUCGAUUUCGUUUUCGAUAUUACGCUCAAGUUGUGAUUGCUGUAUUUCGAAUGCGUUGGCUCGUCAGAAAAUGGGUCCAGAAAUUAGCUGAUUUUAAAUAG